This is a messenger RNA of Perca fluviatilis (European perch), 2638 nucleotides long. It is a transcript of the gene ntsr1, whose product is annotated as neurotensin receptor 1 (high affinity). The transcript is spliced from 4 exons. NCBI's taxonomy places the organism in Eukaryota, Metazoa, Chordata, Actinopteri, Perciformes, Percidae. Gene Ontology annotation, biological process: neuropeptide signaling pathway. The coding region runs from base 150 to 1352 and encodes 400 amino acids. Gene Ontology annotation, molecular function: G protein-coupled neurotensin receptor activity. The record is from RefSeq and is a predicted model, not a curated record. Gene Ontology annotation, cellular component: plasma membrane.
UCCUGUCGUGGCCAAUAUAAAAAGCUGCUCUGCUCCGACUUUCUGAGACUGAACCCAUUUUUUUCCUCAGGCUGACGAAGAAGUGAAUAUGCCCACUCAGUGCAACCGACCGUACUUUCUGUGUACAUGUUUUCAAGUAUAGAUGCAUCAUGGAUUUCAACUUAACGCUCUCGGGGCGCGACUUGGCCGGCUUGGGUGCGAGACUCUUUAGGAAUAACUCGCUGUUUCCGUUUGAAAACAACACCACCGAUUCCAAAACGGAGGAGGAAGACUUGGAAGUCAACACGGACGUUUACUCCAGAGUGAUAGUCACUGUCAUCUACGCUGCGCUGUUCGCCGUGGGCACCCUGGGGAACUCCAUCACCCUGUACACCCUGCUGACCAAAAAGACCCUGCAGAACCUCCAGAGCACGGUGCAUUACCACCUGGCCAGCCUCGCCGUCUCCGACCUGCUCAUCCUCGUCCUCUCCAUGCCCAUCGAGAUCUACAACUUCAUCUGGUUCCACCACCCGUGGGUGUUCGGGGACGCCGUGUGCAGGGGUUACUACUUCCUCCGGGAUAGCUGCUCGUACGCCACGGCGCUCAACAUCACCAGCCUGAGCGUGGAGCGCUACAUGGCCAUCUGUCACCCGUUCAAAGCCAAGAGCAUCAUGUCCCGCAGCCGCACCAAGAAGCUCAUCAGCGCCAUGUGGCUCGCGUCCUUCGCGCUCGCCCUGCCGAUGCCCUUCGUCAUGGGCCAGGUGAUGCGUAGAGGCGAGAAGAUAUGCACCGCGAUCGUCUCUCCUGUCACCAUUAAGACCGUGCUGCAGGUAAACGCCUUUCUGUCCUUUGUGAUACCCAUGGUGGCCAUAUCGGCACUGAACGGAGUCAUAGCCAAUCAGCUGUUGCGAAUGUUCCGUGAGGCAGAGCAAGAAAACCGUGUCUGCAUCAUUGGGGGAAAUCCCACCAUGCUGAAUGCCACCACGGAGCCCAACCGUGCUCGCUCGCUUCGCCAUGGAGUUCUUGUUCUCCGAGCGGUGGUCAUAGCCUUCGUGGUCUGCUGGCUGCCCUAUCACGCUCGCCGCCUCAUGUUUUGCUACGUCUCUGACUGGUCCGAUGACUUGUAUGACUUCUACCACUAUUUCUACAUGCUGACCAACGCCCUGUUUUACGUCAGUUCGGCCAUCAAUCCAAUCCUCUACAACCUGGUGUCAGCCACCUACCGCCAGAUCUUCUUCUCCACGCUGCGCUACUUCUGCAUGCCCUGCCGCCAUACACCUAGGAGGCGCCCCCACCCUCUAACCCGCCGCUCCAUAAGCAUCUCCAGCAACCACACCCUCUCCACCAACAUCAUCAAAGAGACGGCGUACUGAUUGGGCUGCAAAGGAAUACACUUUCUCAUGCUAUAAACCCACCUGCUGCCACUUUGUGAUUACUGGUCCAACUUACUUCAUAAAGGACAUUCUGGAACUGGUUUAGAGAGAUAACUGGGGUUGUUGUAUCAUGUGGGGCCAGAUGCACAUUUUAUAUGUAAAUGUUUUAUACUGUGUAUUUCUAUACAUGCUUUUAUUGGACAGUGUACACUACUGUUUCAGUGUUUUUAAGAUUCAACUUAUAAACCUCUUGGAAGAACUUUCUCCAGAAACAUGGCCUUUGGCAAUACUUUCACCACUUGCAAAGGUUCUGAUGUAACCCUCACACAAGGAGCAAAUAGUUCGUAUUUCUCUUUCUUGAAUCCAAGUUGCAUUGACAGCUGUAUGGGAAGAAUCUCUUGCAUCAUUACCACACUUACUUCUCUUGACUCAUUGGCUUUAUCCCGAACAGCUUUGAAGCAAACAUUUAGUUGAACAGAGGGAGAGUUCAGAUAAUAGCGAGUCCUAAGACUCUGGUCCAUGGAAUUUUGUAAAUAGUGCAGACAAAGAUUAUGAUUAUUUCUGGUAAUAGCUUACUGCAUUCAUUUAAAAAUGUGAACUAAGUGUGUUGACAGAGAAAUGUCUGUGAUUGAUUUUUUUUGAAGUAUUUGGACAUUAGUGACCAUGUGGAGCAAAUAACACAUGUUGGAAAGUAAUUAGUGCAUAGAAAACAGGAUGCAUUCCUGAAAAUGUUGGAAAACAGGAGCACUUCAACAGACACAGAGCACCCAGUCCAACACACCUGCUGCUUGAGCAAUCAGAGGCAGGGAGAGAUUUCCUUUAGGAACAACACCAAGAUGUUAAACAAUCUGGACUCUCCUAUCAGUUAUUAGAUGAUUUGAUUGCAUCUACAUAGAAGUCUCCUUCCAGAACAAGAUUUUAACUAUAGCGGGUUAUUAUGCCAUAAACAUCAAUAUUGGCCUCAUGGUGUAUGUCCAUCAGCGGCAAUGUUCGGUGCCAAGUGUUGUUUGGGCAGUGGUGGCCUAGAGGUUAGAGAAGAGAGCUUGUGACCAGGAGGUCAUCGGUUCAAUCCCCAGACCAAUAGGAUAAAAUUAAUUACCGCUGAGGUGCCUUCCCUUAACCCCAACUGCUCCAGUGGAGCUGCUCAGUGGCCAGCAGAUCAGACUAUGGUUGUGCUGGGCAGCUUCCAGGUGUGAAUGUGUGCAACUGUGUGAAUGUGAUCAGGGCGUUCCUGCAAGAGAGGCUGCCCCUCAGUGAACCUCCCCUGAAUAAAUAAAGGUUAAAUA